AUGUCCAGGAAAAAGACCUCCAAGAGCAAGGGGGGUAGCGCGCCCGCUACCUCCGCACUCGCGCCCGCUACCUCCGCACUGCCCGCCACCCUCGGGACUGCGCGCCCUGGCCCCGAGGCACCUCCCAACGGGCCCCCGCAGCCCGGCCGGUCUUCGCUUGGCGGCGGCAGCGACUUCUACGACGUCGCCUUCAAGGUCAUGCUGGUGGGAGACUCGGGCGUGGGGAAGACCUGCUUACUCGUGCGCUUUAAGGAUGGCGCUUUCCUGGCAGGGACCUUCAUCUCCACUGUGGGAAUCGACUUCAGGAACAAAGUUCUGGAUGUGGAUGGCAUGAAGGUGAAGCUGCAGAUCUGGGACACGGCUGGCCAGGAAAGGUUUCGCAGCGUCACCCAUGCCUACUACCGAGACGCUCAUGCACUGCUGCUGCUCUAUGAUGUCACCAACAAGGCCUCCUUCGACAGCAUCCAGGCCUGGCUGACAGAGAUCCAGGAGUACGCCCAGCAUGACGUGGUACUCAUGCUGCUGGGGAACAAGGUGGACUCUGCCCAGGAGCGUGUGGUGAAAAGGGAGGAUGGGGAGAAGCUGGCCAAGGAGUAUGGGCUGCCGUUCAUGGAGACCAGCGCCAAGAUGGGCCUCAAUGUGGACUUGGCUUUCAUGGCCAUAGCAAAAGAGUUGAAGCAGCGCUGCAUGAAAGCUCCCAGUGAGCCUCGCUUUCAGCUGCACGACUAUAUCAAGAGGGAGGGCCGGGGGGCCUCCUGCUGCAAACCCUGA
This is a messenger RNA of Lipotes vexillifer (Yangtze River dolphin), 771 nucleotides long. RefSeq names its product RAB26, member RAS oncogene family (gene RAB26). Gene Ontology annotation, molecular function: GTPase activity; GTP binding. Lineage: Eukaryota; Metazoa; Chordata; Mammalia; Artiodactyla; Lipotidae. The transcript is spliced from 10 exons. The coding region runs from base 1 to 771 and encodes 256 amino acids. The record is from RefSeq and is a predicted model, not a curated record.